Castor canadensis (American beaver) is the source of this 709-nucleotide messenger RNA. The record is from RefSeq and is a predicted model, not a curated record. NCBI's taxonomy places the organism in Eukaryota, Metazoa, Chordata, Mammalia, Rodentia, Castoridae.
CGGAGCCGCGCUCUCCCGCGUCACAGCGCCGGGCGGUGGCGUGGAGAUGCGGCUCCUGGCGCUGGCGGUGGCCGCGCUGCUGGCGCGGGCUCCGGCCCCGGAGGUCUGCGGGGCUCUCAAUGUCACUGUGUCCCCAGGACCUGUGGUUGACUACCUGGAGGGGGAAAAUGCUACUCUCCUUUGCCAUGUCUCCCAGAAGAGGCGCAAAGACAGUUUGCUUGCUGUGCGCUGGUUCUUUGCACGCACUGAGUCCCAGGAGACCUUGAUGGUCAAGAUGACCAAGCUCCGGGUGGUGCAGUACUAUGGGAACUUCAGCCGCAUUGCUAACCGACAGAGGCUGCGCCUGCUUGAGGAAAGACGGGGGAUGCUGUACCGACUCUCUGUCCUAACUCUUCGGCUAACGGAUCAAGGACAAUAUGUCUGCAAAGUGCAGGAAAUUAGCAAGCACAGGAACAAGUGGACAGCCUGGUCCAAUGGCUCCUCAGCAACAGAAAUGAGAGUGAUUUCCCUCAAAGCUUCUGAAGACUCGUCCUUUGAGAAAAAGAAAGAGACCUGGGCAUUUUUUGAAGAUCUCUACAUAUAUGCCGUCCUUGUGUGCUGCGUGGGGAUCCUCAGUGUUCUGCUCUUCACCCUGGUCAUCAUCUGGCAGUCUGUGUUUCACAAGAGGAAAUCCAGAGUCCUGGCUGGCAGCCUGCAUGGCUCUAUGUGA